This is a messenger RNA of Darwinula stevensoni, 1292 nucleotides long. The record is from the annotation of a GenBank genome assembly. NCBI's taxonomy places the organism in Eukaryota, Metazoa, Arthropoda, Ostracoda, Podocopida, Darwinulidae.
AUGAUUCUUCGGCGCGUGCAAUGGCAAGUUCUGACCAGCGGGUUCGCUUCCAGGAUCCGACAACUCUGCUACUCCACUUCUAUUGCAGAGGAGCAGCGUGGGGGUAACCAAAGGGAGCUGGCAAGGCUGAAGAACAUAAAGAAGUCUCAGGAGCAACAGAAGAAGAAGGGUGCCAAUGAGAAGGACGGCAACAAAGGGAUGUCCUUGGAAGAACGUCGUCAUAGGGAUGCUGAGCAGAUGCGAGAGAAGCAGCGUCUGGCAAAAGAAAAAGAAGCUGCAAGUGGGAACAGCAAUAAUGCUGACAGUGGUAACAAAAACAAGAAAUGAAUGCAGAUCUCUUCUUCAGCUGCCUCCUCCUUUGCACCUCAUCAAUUAUUCCUGCAUUCUCAUAAAUUCUUGACUAUAUUUCAUCAUUAUGCUUCAUUGUCAUUGCUUAGAUUGGUCAAAAUAGCACAACCUAUGAGUGUGAAUGAGAUUUUUCUUAUGCAUCUGCAAGAUGCUUUCAGUGACAAAGUACGGAUGGUGACAUCGUUUGUAAUUGCAGAUACCACAUGAAAAUGUAGAUAUAGGAUGUUUCCAGACAGCAGCCUGCAACUGAAUUCUUACAAAUUAUAGUUAUUUGCUUUGAAUAUUCAGUGAGGUGGUAGAAGAGUGUACACCAACUUGGAAUGGAUUGUUAAUCAAUGCUUUAGAGUCAAUGAUUAAUGGCCCAGUUUUUAUAACAUUGAUUUUCAUUGUUACUUUGUUGUAUUUUUCUGUUAAAUUGAAUAUUUUAGGUCUCACCAAUUAACCAUUUUUCCAAUAAGAGCCUUUACAUAAAUUAACCCUUUUCCAUACAACUUCCCACCAUUACAAAUUCAAAAGUUUUCCAGCUUCUGUGUGCUCUAUGUGCUCCCUGGUGAGCCUAGCAAGCCUGCAAUGUGCAUCUCUGUCUGGGAGCAGCAUAUAUUACCAGUGGGUUCAAGGGACAGAUUCCCAGUUCUGCCAUUUAGCAAAAUUUUAGCAGUGAGGAAGCUCUUCCACAGGUUUUUUUUCUGAUGGGCUGGCAAUAUGAUUUGUUCAAACAGUAAAAGUUACUUAUCAAAUAAAAUUAAAUAACUCAUUUCAAAAUGGAUGAGAGAGCAAGAGUCAUAUCAUUUAGCAUAUGUCAUUAGUAUCCAUGAAGGGGAGCAUAUCAAAAGAUCGAACACUUAUUCAUCAAAAAAAGCAUAGCUGAAAACUCAAAGUGUCGAUUUAUCAAAUGGACAAAACUCCAAAUAUAGAAUAAAUUUGUCAUAAUAUUUCGCCAAAGC